AUGGUCAAGAAAAUUUUUGAUCCAUCCUUAUAUUUUGGUCAUACAAUAGUUACAAGAACUUCUGAUGGUCAUACAUUUGAAGGGGAAUUAUAUUGCUAUGAUACUUCUUCAAAUUUCAUCAUAAUAAAAGAAGAUAAUAAAAAUGGUACAGCAAAUUUUUAUAUAAUUAGGACAAAUAUAAUCACAGAUGUUGAAACAAAAAGAAGAGUAAAAACUUUAUAUGAGCCUUUACCCAUAAUUGAUAAAAAUAUAGUUGAAAAAAUUGAAAGAAAAGCUAUAAUUAAUUUUGAAAAAAACAAAUCUCGCAUUGGAAUUGGAGUAACACAAGAAGCACAAGAAUUAUUUGAUUUUAUAUGGAAAACGCAUCCUGAUUGUGUAUGGAACAGUAAAGACAUCUUAGUACUAAAUGGUGAAGUUAGCAUUAAACCACCUUAUGGCCCUGAUAAUUGUAUAGCUAAAAAUGAAAAAUUAAAAGAGAGAUUUGCAACUGUGAUAUCUAAAUUUCGCCAAAAAAAAAACUUGUCCAAUAAGGAUUAA
Plasmodium gallinaceum is the source of this 537-nucleotide messenger RNA. RefSeq names its product lsm12, putative. Bases 1 to 537 code for a protein of 178 amino acids. The record is from RefSeq and is a predicted model, not a curated record. NCBI's taxonomy places the organism in Eukaryota, Apicomplexa, Aconoidasida, Haemosporida, Plasmodiidae. The transcript is spliced from 3 exons.